Messenger RNA from Colletotrichum higginsianum IMI 349063, 645 nucleotides. Its product is annotated as Rhodanese-like domain-containing protein. Gene Ontology annotation, cellular component: mitochondrion. The record is from RefSeq and is a predicted model, not a curated record. Gene Ontology annotation, molecular function: thiosulfate-cyanide sulfurtransferase activity. The coding region runs from base 1 to 645 and encodes 214 amino acids. The transcript is spliced from 2 exons. NCBI's taxonomy places the organism in Eukaryota, Fungi, Ascomycota, Sordariomycetes, Glomerellales, Glomerellaceae.
AUGGCUUCGGGAGGGCGAUUCUGUACGAACGCGCUUCGCGCGGGUAGUAGUCGCGUCGCCGCGCCCGCGGCGGCAGCGGUCUCGAGACGAUGCUUCGCUGCUGCUACGUCGGCGGCCCCGAUUUCAUUCAGACUCGGGACCUCUGCGAUCCGAGCGACUACGACAACGAGGAAGGCUGCUCCAUAUCGAUGGAGGGCCGCGACCGCUGCGGCGCCGAGGUGCUUCUCGUCGGCGUCGGACGACUACCACGAGAUGGCGGCGAAUGGGAGCAAGCUCUGGAACUACGAGCAGAUGGCCGAGUUGGCGAAGAACCCCAAGGGCGUCAUUAUCAUCGACUCCCGCGAACCAGGCGAGCUUGAGCAGACGGGCCGCAUCCCCUCGGCCGUGAACAUCCCCGUUGCGACGGCGCCUGAGAGCUUCCACAUUUCCGAGGACGACUUUGAGGACCGGUACGGAUUCCCACGGCCCGCCAAGGAUACGGAACUCGUCUUCUACUGCAAGGCCGGCGUGCGGAGCCGCGCGGCGGCGACGUUGGCCAAGGAGGCAGGAUGGACCAGGGUCGGCGAGUACCCCGGAAGCUUCCUGGAUUGGCAGAAGCACGGCGGCGAGGUCGAGACAGGUGGCAGGGGGCCCGGACAAGAGUGA